This is a messenger RNA of Syngnathus acus (greater pipefish), 9202 nucleotides long. RefSeq names its product notch receptor 2 (gene notch2). Gene Ontology annotation, molecular function: signaling receptor activity; calcium ion binding; protein binding. The transcript has 35 exons. Gene Ontology annotation, cellular component: signaling receptor complex; membrane. The record is from RefSeq and is a predicted model, not a curated record. The coding region runs from base 329 to 7768 and encodes 2479 amino acids. Gene Ontology annotation, biological process: cell differentiation; Notch signaling pathway; regulation of DNA-templated transcription. Lineage: Eukaryota; Metazoa; Chordata; Actinopteri; Syngnathiformes; Syngnathidae.
CACGUCUUCACUCGUUGACAAGCAAUGGAGAGGUAGAGAGGUGCGACGCGGCGCCUGAGCAAUUUAAGUAAAAACAAGGACUUUUAAAAACUAUCCACGCCUAAAAACGCGUGCUAGCAACUUAUCAAGAAACUACCAACAUGCUUUAAUUGAUCUUCGUCGAGUUACUAUUUUUUCAUCUACUAAUUACGCACGCGUCAAUUCCCAGCGUAGCCGGACUUUUUUUUUUUUUUUUUUUUUUUGAGAAGUCACCGUCCGGAGAGGCAAGCAAGCAGGCAGCACACUUUUGGGACUCGCGUGACCUUAUGUGGAUUUUACACCAAAAAACAUGGAGAGGUUACCCGGUUUCUCCUCGGGAACGUCGCUAGUCUUCGUCCUGACUUUCGUUCACCUCUCCCAGGCUCUUCAGUGUGUAGAUGACAAAGCGCCAUGUGUUAACAACGCCACCUGUCAGACAUUUAGCAACGGCACCGGACACUGCAGAUGCGCGCCAGGCUUCCUGGGCGAAUACUGUCACCACAAGGACCCCUGUCAUCCCGGCUUCUGCUUGAACGGCGGGAACUGCUCCGUGAGCUUGCUCGCCGGUGUCCCCGUCCCGGGCAGCGCCACCUGCGUCUGUCCUCUGGGCUUCAUCGGAGAGUACUGCCACAUUCCCCAGAACUCCACGUGCUACCCCGACAACCCGUGCGCCAACAAAGGAACAUGCACUUUGCUGUCCCUCGACAAAUACACUUGCAAGUGCGCCCGGGGUUGGGCAGGACAGCGAUGUGAGCACGAGGACAGCUGCCUGUCAAGCCCGUGUGCCAAUGGCGGAUCAUGCCGCGCUUUGCCCGGCGGUAAACACAUCUGCUACUGCCCACCCGGCUACACGGGUCCCCGCUGCCUCAACGACACCGACGAAUGCGUGGCCUCCCCCACAAAAUGUCAGAACGAAGGCACGUGUAUCAACACCCCCGGCUCCUACAAAUGUAUUUGCGGCGCCGGGUUCACGGGUCGACACUGCGAGAGCUCCUACGUCCCUUGCUCUCCUUCGCCGUGUCUAAACGGAGGAACUUGCCAUCAGAAUUCUGAAACCAGCUACUCGUGCCACUGUCUUCCGGGCUUCAACGGGACCAACUGCGAGAACAACAUUGACGACUGCCCCGGUCAUCAGUGCGAAAAUGGCGGCACGUGUAUGGACGGAGUCAACACCUACAACUGUCAGUGCCCUCCGGAGUGGACGGGUCAGCACUGCACCGAGGAUGUGGACGAAUGUCGUCUCCAGCCCAACACGUGCCAGAACGGCGGUACCUGCAACAACCUAGCCGGGAGCUACGUUUGCGUGUGCGUCAACGGCUGGAGCGGACCCGACUGUUCGGAAAACAUCGACGACUGCGCCACCGCCGCCUGCACGCAAGGCUCCACGUGCAUCGAUCGCGUCGCUUCUUUCAUCUGCCUCUGCCCCCAUGGAAAGACGGGUUUACUUUGCCACAUUGACGACGCCUGCAUAAGCAACCCUUGCAGGGAGGGCUCCCAAUGUGACACCAACCCCAUCACCGGCAUGUUCCACUGCAACUGUCCGGCCGGUUACGUCGGCAGCACCUGCACCAACGAUAGAGACGAGUGCAGCAUCGGAAGCAACCCUUGCGAGCACGGAGGCCAGUGCGUCAACACGGAUGGCUCCUUCAUGUGCAACUGCGUGAGAGGUUACGCCGGACCACGUUGCGAACAGGAUGUCAACGAGUGCGCGUCCAACCCUUGCCAGAACGACGGCACUUGCUUGGAUCGCAUCGGCGACUACACUUGCAUCUGCAUGCACGGAUUUGAGGGCACUCACUGUGAAAUCGAGGUGAAUGAGUGUCUGAGUUCCCCGUGUCUGAAUCAGGGAAAAUGCCUGGACCAGGUCAGCCGCUUUGUCUGCGAGUGCCCGGCAGGCUUCAGUGGCGAAACGUGCCAGAUAGACAUCGACGAAUGCUCGAGUACACCGUGUUUAAAUGGAGCCAAGUGCAUCGACCGACCUAACAGCUACGACUGCGAAUGCGCUGAAGGCUUCACGGGGCUUCUUUGCGAAGACAACAUCAACGACUGCCAGCCGGACCCGUGCUACCACGGCGUGUGUAAGGAUGGGAUCGCCACCUUCUCCUGCGAGUGCAUCCAGGGAUACGUCGGCUCCAUUUGCAACAUCCAAGUGCAGGAGUGUCACAGCAACCCUUGUCAGAAUCGAGGACGCUGCAUCGACCUGGUCAACGGCUACCAGUGUAACUGCCCACCUGGGACUUCGGGUGUGAACUGUGAAAUCAAUGAAGAUGACUGUGACAGCAACCCCUGCGAGCAUGGAGCGUGCCAAGAUGGCAUUAAUGAGUACAAGUGUGUGUGCUCCCCAGGAUACACAGGACUCAGAUGUGACGUGGACAUCAACGAGUGCGCCUCCAACCCGUGUAGGAGCGGCGGGACCUGCAGGGACAAGGUGAACGGCUUCCACUGCCUGUGCCCGCCCAGCACCCACGGACCCCUGUGCCUCUCGGGGAUCGACCACUGUGAGCACCAGCCUUGCGAGCACGGCCAAUGUAUCGAGCAGCAACACGGGUACAAUUGUGAGUGCGAACCCGGCUGGGAAGGGCAACACUGCGAGCAGGAGAAAGACGAGUGCCAGCCCAAUCCGUGCCAAAAUGACGGCUCGUGCGUGGACCGACAUAACGGCUACACUUGCGUGUGCCAGCUUGGAUUCAGAGGUGUGAACUGCGAGAAGAACAUCGACGAGUGCGCGUCCAAUCCUUGUCUCAACCAGGGCUUCUGCAUCGACAGGGUCAACGGUUACACUUGCCAGUGCAGUCCGCCGUUCACAGGUAAAAACUGUAAGGACGAGCUUGCCCCUUGCGCUUCACAUCCGUGCGAAAGGGGAGGAGUCUGCCGACCCACGGCGGACUACAGCUCCUACACCUGCCGAUGCCCUGCCGGAUGGCAAGGGCCGCGCUGCACGGAGGAUGUCAACGAGUGCAAAAAGAAUCCUUGCAGGAACGGCGGCCGUUGUGUCAACAGCCCGGGCAGCUACAUGUGUAAAUGUCAACCCGGCUACAGCGGACACAAUUGUCAGACGGAUGUCGACGACUGCUCGCCCAACCCGUGUUUGAACGGAGGUUCCUGCGUGGACGACGUGGGCGGUUUUGCCUGCGAGUGCCGACAGGGUUUCGCAGGCGGUCGCUGCGAGACCGAGAUCGACGAGUGCGCCAGCCAACCUUGCUGGAACGGCGCCAACUGCCGAGAUUACGUCAACAGUUUCGUGUGCGAGUGUCGGGCGGGUUUUGAUGGAUUCCUGUGUGAGCGCAACAUCCAAGAAUGCACCGAAAGCUCUUGCCUGAAUAACGGCACAUGCAUCGAUGACAUCAACACCUUUUCGUGCCGCUGCCGACCCGGCUUCUACGGCACCUUUUGCGAGUAUGAGCAGAACGAAUGCGACUCCCAGCCUUGUAAGAACGGCGGAACCUGCACCGACGGCCUGGGCACCUACAGAUGCACUUGUCCUGUCGGCUACAAUGGACAAAACUGCCAGAACUUUGUCAACUUGUGUAGCCAAGUGCGCUGUCACAACGGCGGCUCCUGCUCUCAGACCGCCACCUCCUGGACUUGUCAUUGUCAAAUGGGCUGGACUGGACUUUACUGCGAUGUGCCCAAUAUGUCCUGCCAGGACUUUGCUGCGCGAAAUGGUCUGGAAGUGGAGAAUGUUUGCAAAAACGCAGGGCGAUGCGUAAACGUGGCUAAUUCCCACCAGUGUCAGUGCCAGCCAGGAUACACGGGCAGCUACUGUAAAGAUAUGGUGGAUGAAUGCCAGUCCAAUCCUUGCCGCAACGGAGCUACUUGCAUGGACUAUCAGGGCACAUAUGAAUGUGUCUGUAAGCCGGGCUACCAAGGGGUGAACUGCCAGUACGACGUGGACGAAUGCAACUCGAGGCCGUGUCUCCACGGGGGAACGUGCAUCAACCUCAUCAACCGCUUCACCUGCGCUUGCCCGCCAGGAACACAAGGUCUCCAGUGCGAGAUGAACGUGGACGACUGCGCGCCCAAGCCCGGCUCGUGGGAGCCGCGCUGUCGUAACGGCGGUCAGUGCGUGGACGGGAUUGGACGAUAUACGUGUACCUGCCCGCCGGGCUUUGUCGGAGAACACUGUGAGGGUGAUCUCAAUGAAUGCCUGUCCGGACCUUGCCACGCCGCCGGCAGCCUGGACUGCGUGCAGCUCGUCAAUGACUAUCUGUGCCGCUGCCGCCUUGGAUACACCGGUCGCCAUUGUGAGUCCAUGGUGGAUUUGUGUCUGUCCAAGCCGUGCCACAACAGCGGCGUCUGCUCCAUGAACAUGAGCUCAGUUCACGGCUACACCUGCUCCUGUCCACCUGGCUUUGCUGGAUUCAACUGUGGCGACCUGGAAGGCUACAGCUGCGCCAAGCUCCACUGCCAAAAUGGUGGCAACUGCGUGGAGUCACCAGUGGGCCAGCUCUACUGCCAGUGCCAACCUGGCUUCAGCGGCCCGCACUGCGAGAGCAAGCAGACGUGCCCGACGCCUUGCCAAAAUGGCGGAACGUGCAUCAGCGACCCUUCCAACCCGUACCUGUACAGCUGCCGCUGCCCGACGCAUUUCUCCGGGCGCUACUGCGAGAACCAAGUGUCGGUUCCGCGCAGCCCUUCCUGCCCGUAUCUCCAGUGCGAGCACCAGUCGGGCGAUAAAGUGUGCGACACGCAGUGCAACAACCACGAGUGUCAGUGGGACGGAGGCGACUGCUCGCUCAACUGGAAGCAGCCUUGGGUCAACUGCACCGCCAGUGUUCCUUGCUGGGACUAUUUUAAAAACGGACGUUGCGACAAGGAGUGCGACAACCCCGGCUGCCUCUUCGAUAGCUUCGAGUGCCAGGAACAUGCGCCCGGCGCCUGCAAGUAUGACAGAUACUGUCCGGACCACUACGGUAACCUGGUGUGUGACUGGAGCUGCAACACGGAGGCCUGCGGCUGGGACGGCCUGGACUGCGCCAAAGACACUCCGGCCAAAGUGAUCGAGGGUACCCUGGUCAUCGUGGUCCGGCUUCAGCCUAAGGAGCUGAUUGAGGACAUGCGUGGCUUCUUGCGCUCCUUGGGAGCACUGCUACACACCAACCCGAAGGUGAAGCUGGAUGAGAACAAGGAGCCCAUGGUGUACCCGUACUACGGGCCAGAGGAAGGCCACGGGCGUCUCUUUCAAAAGGGCAGAAGCAAGCGUGAGAUGGAGAGAGAAGUUAUCGGUUCUGUGGUCCACCUGCAAAUCGAUAACCGGGAAUGCGCUCAGAAGUCCGAAGACUGUUUCUCAAACACCAACGAAGCCGCUUCCUUCAUCGCAGCGGCGCACAUCAAGGCCGACCUGCCUUAUCCUCUCGUGUCUGUUAACAGCGACCUGACGGUUCAAAAGAUGCCCACGUUCCCCAUGUACGUGAUCGGCGUGGCGGUCGUCGUCAUUCUGCUCAUUGUGGUGUUGGGCAUGCUGGCGGCCAAGAGGAAAAAUAAACACGGGUUGCUGUGGCUACCCGAUGGCUUUUUGGCCAAUAAGAACGACAAGAGGAAAGAACCUGUCGGUCAAGAUGACUUUGACAUGAAAAAUUUCAAGAGCCCGGACGGAGCCAUGAUGGAUGGACGGCAGGGCCAGCGAUGGAUGGACGAUGAGGUUCCAGCCAAGAUCCCAAGAAAUGAAGACAAGCCCUUGCUCAUGUCUUCCGACGGAGGCGUCGACCGGAGGGAGUGGACCCUGCAACAUCGCAAGGCCGCUGAUGUCAUCCUGACUCCGCCGCAAGCCGAUGUAGAUACAAACUGUCUGGAUGUUAACGUCAAGGGACCUGAUGGCUUCACGCCGCUGAUGUUGGCUUCGCUCCGCAACGGCGGCGGCCCCGACUGUUCGUUCCCGGGCGAGGAGGAAGAGGAGAGCGGAGGCGACGAACCGAGUCCGAGCGUCAUAUCCGACCUGAUCGCGCAAGGUGCUUCGCUCAUGGCCCAGACGGACCGCACGGGAGAAACGGCGCUGCAUCUGGCCGCUCGUUACGCCAGGGCGGACGCCGCCAAGAGGCUGCUGGACGCCGGCGCUGAUCCCAACGCCCACGACAACAUGGGCAGAACUCCUCUGCACGCCGCCGUGGCGGCGGACGCGCAGGGCGUCUUCCAGAUUCUCAUUCGCAAUCGUGCCACGGAUCUGGACUCCCGAAUGAAUGACGGCACCACUCCUCUAGUCCUGGCGGCCAGGUUGGCCGUGGAAGGCAUGGUGGAAGAACUGAUCCACUGCCACGCUGACAUCAACGCUGUUGAUGAUCAUGGCAAGUCGGCUCUUCACUGGGCUGCAGCAGUGAACAACGUGGAGGCCACGCUUGUGCUCUUGAAGAACGGAGCCAACCGCGACAUGCAGGACAAUAAGGAGGAGACCCCUCUGUUCCUGGCCGCCAGAGAAGGCAGCUUCGAAGCCGCUCAAGUGCUCCUCGACCACUACUCAAAUCGCGACAUCACCGACCAUCUCGACCGUCUCCCCAGAGACACGGCUCAAGAACGGAUGCACCACGACAUAGUGCGCCUGCUGGACCAGUACAAUUUGGUUCACAGCCCCCACAAUGGGCCCAAUCACAUCGGCGGAAACUCUUCAGUCAUGUGCGGGGCGAACGGAGCCGCCUUCAUCGGCAUGCGUCCCGGCCCGCAGGGAAAAAAGAGCCGGAGGGGCGGCGGCAAGAUGGGGGGUGUAGGAGGGGGGACCAAGGAGCCCAAAGACAUGAAGGCCAAGCGAAGAAAGAAGCCCACCGGAGGGGAGGGUCCGGGUGCUGGCGGCGGUGGCGUCAACGGCGUGAAGGCAGCUGGAGGACUUCCCGAAAGUUCCGUCACCAUGUCGCCCGUCGACUCCCUGGAGUCGCCGCACUCGUACACGGGCGACGCAUCCGGCGCGGCCACCACCACCGCCAACUCGCCGCCCCUCAUGAGCAGCCCCGGAACCAGGCCCAUGCUGCCCCCCGUCAGCCACAUGCUGGGCCAGCAGCAGCAGCAGCAGCAAGCCUGGGUGGGCAUGAGCAAGCACGGCUACAGCGGCCACAUGUUCGGCCUGCUGCCGCACCCCAUGGGGGGAACCCACCGCGGUAUGCCGCAGCACCACGGCCACGGGGGCCCCAUGCUGACCCCCAUGAAUGUCACCAUGAGUCGGGAGCAGCUGCCCCCCAUCGUCACCUUCCAAAUGAUGCCGCCCGGCGGAGGCCAAGGCAUGAUGAAGCAGCCUCAGCAGGCCCACGUGCAGGUGACCCAAGCCCAGCCGCAGAACCCUCAACCGGGACCCGGCCACCUCCGCUGUAGCCAGGGCUUGGUGUACCAGAUGCCCGAGCAGAUGAGCAUGGGGCUCCCCCACCCCAUGCAGCACGCCGUCGGCCACGGAGGGCCGCUGCCUUCCUAUCCACCCAUGCAGAGCCCGGUGGAUAAGUACCCCACCCCGCCCUCCCAGCACAGCUUCACCCCCGCCAGCUCCGAGGGCACCACCCCCGGCCCCAGGCAUCCUCCCAGCGAGCACCCCUAUCUCACGCCCUCGCCCGAAUCCCCGGACCCUUGGUCGUCGUCUUCGCCGCACUCCAACUCGGACUGGUCUGACGUCACCACCAGCCCCACCCCGCUGGCCAACGGCCACCACGCCUUGCCCUCAGCCCGCCACACGCACAUUCCAGAGCAGGCGCAGCUGCAGCCGCAGGCGCAGCCGCCGGCGCAGCAACAGGCGUCCCAGCAGUCGUCGGCUUUGGGGAGCCAGCAAGUGUUCGCGUAGGCUGGCCGGCGGGCGGCCAAGCAGCCAAAGAAUGACUCUUGGGGGUUCUACGCGCUUCCGCGUAGUAACUUUCUUUGUUCCCAUUAUAUGUAUGUUAUAGCCUUCUCUCUUUGCACUUAAGAAAACUUAUGUAUAGUUUCUAAAAUGUCCCGAGCUAGAAAUCAAAUACAGUGGUGCCUUGACUAAGUGUUUUUUUUUUUCUGUUACAAGCAAACUUGUGAUCAUUACACCCAAAUUCAAAAUGAGACCACACAGAGGUCCUGGAACUAAUGAACUUGUAUGGAACAGUAUCUUUGUACAGUACACCCCCCAAAAAAAAAAUAAUGUUGUGACAUUGUCUCCAUGUGUACCAAACAACCUCACGUAAAAUUCGGUUGGCAAGCAACCAUGGACUUUUUAUUUGUAUUUUUUUUUUACGAUCACAUGGUCAUGGAGAUGGGGAGCGGGGAUGUUCUGCAUUGAUCCUUUGUGCCUCUUCUAUUUAUGCGUGUUCAUGUUGAAACCACUCCCCUUUGGCCAAGCGUACGGGACUGGAUUGCCUGUUUGUUAUUCGUGACACCAUCGCAAGCUUUUACUUGUGGGCAGUUACAAAAAAGGAAAAUCAUCGUUGGAAAGCUCCAUUUUUUUUUCUGGUGUUGAAAUAUACACGGACGCACAGCACAUUCUGCUUGUAAAGUCUGAGAUUUUACUUGGCAACGUUUUUUUUUUUAACGGCUUUUUUUAUAUGAAUACGGUGCGCACUUGAUUGUAAAUGAUUUUUUUUUAACUGCCUCUUUUUCCAUGUUUUCUUUCAAAACUAUGUAACCUUCCUCUUUUUUUUUUGCUUAGUUACAAUCAUUGUGUCUGUUUUAUGUCGUGAUGCAUAAGUCACGUCUCGAGGUCAAUCAAAGUAUUUUGUCUUCGAAGUUCUUCUCUGGAAAGCCGUUUGAGCGUUUAUUCCACAUUCUUGGUAAUCUCAGAAGGUACUUAUACGCUUUUCUCACUAAUAAGAAUUAGCGUAGGAGUAAAAUGACUACUAGGAAUGUUUUUGUUUUUUUUCCACUGCAAGUACCACUUUUGGAUUUAUUCGUCAUUUUUGCUGGUGUGCUGAAUUGUCUUAUUAGUGAAGGCAAAAGUAUAAUAGGUUACGGAACUUGAGGUCAAGGAUAUGGAAUAAAUGUUCUCACGGCUUUCCGUACCCACUUGCAGUCGUGCGUCCUAUACAAAGGUCGCAAUUGCGAUUUGCAAUUGGCAAUAUUCUCAACCAAGUCGUGGUUUAAAUUUCCACAAGAGACAUUUGAUAUUUCUGCAUAUAUAGCAGGUAAAAGCUAUGUUUAUAAAGUCUGUGUAUAUAGAUGUUUCUUUUCAUUGACCAGAUGUAGUUGUGGCCAAGUUUGGUAAACUAGAACAAAAAGAUCAGCCAACUUUCCUAAUUAAAGCCCGGAUUAUCAGCGU